AUGGCCGUCGUCUUUGGAAGACCAAGGCAGCUUGCUGUUGCAGUAAUAUUCUCUUUCAUCAUCUUUGCCAUCUUUCAGUUCAGCUACACUGACGACUUUUCCCUCACCGGACACUUGUCAGAGUCAAUACGAAUAGUGGACGCAUGUUCCCCUGACGCGCUCCAAGCUAUCAAUAACGCUCGUCCUACCCUCGAUCCUGCGAUACCGAACAUUGUCCAUCAACUGUGGAAGACAACCGAUAUCCGUGAAUACUCCACCACAAUCACCGCGUCUCGUGAAUCAUGGAGGGCCAUGCUCGAACCCUUCAAUUACACAGUCAAGCUGUGGACGGACAACGAUGUUCUUGAACUUAUCAAGGCGGAUUAUGAUUGGCUGCUCUCAACAUACGAAGGAUAUCCUCACGAUAUUCAGCGGGCUGACAUUGCGAGGCUGCUUAUCGUUCAUUCCGAAGGCGGCAUCUAUUCUGAUCUGGACGUAAACCCCAAAUCAGCCGAGCAUAUUCAAUGCCUCCAGAGACUUAGCUUACAGGCUAUAUUCUCACCAACGGCGGGCACACUCGGCCUCAGUAACCAUUUCUUUAUGGCGAUGCCUGGUUCGCCAUUCCUGCAAUGGGCGCUCUACGAGGCCAAGCGGCGGAGUAGCAGGCUGGUAUCACGAGGCAUAAUCCUGCCAUACUUGCAGGUUUUCUGGUCCACCGGUCCAAUCAUGGUGACGGCAGCGUUUAGGCAAUACGCUUGGCUAUACAAUACGCCACGACUCGAUAUAGGGCUGCUCGACAACGGGUUUGGUGGCUUGGUGAUCAUGCUGGGUUAG
Molecule: messenger RNA, 813 nt
Organism: Aspergillus welwitschiae
Lineage: Eukaryota; Fungi; Ascomycota; Eurotiomycetes; Eurotiales; Aspergillaceae
Product: glycosyltransferase family 32 protein
Exons: 2
Coding region: 1-813 (270 amino acids)
Biological process (GO): mannosyl-inositol phosphorylceramide biosynthetic process
Molecular function (GO): mannosyltransferase activity
Source: RefSeq, a predicted model, not a curated record